Molecule: messenger RNA, 1410 nt
Organism: Rotaria sordida
Lineage: Eukaryota; Metazoa; Rotifera; Eurotatoria; Philodinida; Philodinidae
Source: the annotation of a GenBank genome assembly
AUGGCAAAAAAGAAAAAAUCCACUACCAGUGAUAAUGAUUUAUCUUCUGAAGACGCACGUCGUGAAUUUGGAAUUUCUAUUGAAGAAUUAGAAAAAUUGAUGGAAACACGAGGCCAUGAAGGUAUUAAAGAACUUAAUGAAACAUAUGGUGGUCUUAGUGGCUUAUCUGAUGAUGAAAUUGAUUUAUCAAAACGUAUAGCUGCCUUUGGUCGUAAUGAAAUUCCACCAAGACCAUUUCUUCGUUUUAUGUUUGAUGCUUUACAAGAUUGGACACUUAUUAUAUGUGCUGUCAUUUUAUCAUCCAAAGAUAUUAUUGUUGGUGAUAUAUGUGAAAUUAAAUAUGGAGAUGCAUUACCAGUCGAUGGUAUUGUUGUACAAUCAAAUGAUCUCAAAGUUGAUGAAUCAUCAUUAACUGGAGAAUCAGAUUUAAUUAAAAAAUAUGAAUCAAAAGAUCCAUUUCUUCUUUCAUGUACAUAUGUUGUGGAAGGUAGUGGUAAAAUGUUAGUUUUGACUGUUGGCGAACAUAGUCAAACGAAAAUGAUAUUCAAGUUACUAGGCGCAAUCAAAGAAGAAAAUAAUCAUGAGAAAAAAACAAAUGAUAAUGUAAAACAAAACGCAACUAAAUCACAAGAAUUUAUAUCUGGUAAUGCCAACCUAACAAGUAAUGAAGAUGAUUCUGAUCGUUUUAAAGUAAAAGAACGAUCAAUUUUACGUACACAAUUAACAAAAUUAGAUAUGCAGAAGAAUCUUUUUUUGCUUCUAGGAAUGGCAAUUGUUAGUUUAACUAUACUUGUUCUAUUGGUUUCAUUUCCAAUUGAAGAAUUGGUUCAAGGACGUGAAUGGGGUUAUAAAUAUUGGAGUCGAGUUGUAAGAUGUUUAAUCACUUGUAUAACAACAUUCAUCGUUGUCGUACCUGACGGUUUAUCAUCAGCUGUAACAAUAUCAUUAGCAUGUGCUGUUAAAAAAAUGGCAAUAGAUAAUAAUUUAGUUCGCAAUUUGGAUCCUCCAUCAGAAAAAGAAACAUUACCAGAACAAGUUGGAAAUAACAUUGAAUGUAGUUUAUUAGGUUUUAUUGAUGCUCUUGGUGGAAAUUAUCCAGAAGAAAAAUUUGUUCAUAUUUAUAAAUUUAACUCAGCACGAAAAACUAUGUCAAACAGUGCAUCUGAAAUUGUUUUAAAAAAAUGUAAAACAAUAUUAACUCAUAAUGGAGAUAUUGUACCAUUUUCAAAUGUUGAUUAUGAUCGUCUUAUACAAAAUGUUAUUGAACCAAUGGCAUGUGAUGGUUUACAUACAAUAUGUAUUGCAUAUAGAGAUUUUUCAUCAGAUAAUUUACCCGAUUGGGAUGAUGAAAUUAGUGUUGUUGAUCAAUUAACAUGUAUUUGUCUAUGUGGUAUUGAAAAUCCUCUAUGA